GAGACGUUGUUUUUGUUUUUGCGCUAAUCGAGAUAUCAGACAUUCUUGAUAUCAAAGUCAGAAUCUUCAAAAUCAAACCAGCUAUAUUUUAGCAAGACCCAUCAUUCAGUGGUCAUUCCUCAAGCUAUGAGUAUCAUUGAUUCAUUGCUUCAUCGUUCUCAGGGCAAACAGGGACGGCCACGACGCAAACCCCCCUGCAUACUUUCGCACUGUCUGCCUAAGAAUCAUUCUCUGUUUCUCAUCCUUCAAUCGGAAACCCCACAGGGUCAACGAACCAAUCGAGGCAUCAUUUUUGACAAAUGAAAUAGAAAUUAAAUUAUAGAGUAUCUACGGUCCGCUAAACUCCAUUGAUAUAUUCGUAAGGAGGUCAAUUCAAGGGCCAUUGAGAGACAUGCCAUCCGAGAUCGAGGUCGUUGAAGAGGUCCAAUACCAGGAUCAGCAACCGGCGGCUUCCGGCACUGCGUCUGGCGGUGAUGAAUUGGGCGAGGAGAGCUUUCGGAACGAUUGCUACACCGCUGCGGCUCAUGGGGAUUCGGAGACUCUUCAUAGAUUGGUAGAGCAGGAGGGUUGCUCCGUCUCGGAGCCUGAUGGGCUCGGAAACUACGCCCUCCAACGGGCGGCACUUAACAAUCGUACUGCCGCUGCUCAAUACAUUAUUGAGCAUGGAGCAGAUGUAAACGCAACAGAUCAUACUGGCCAGACUGCAUUACAUUGGAGUGCAGUCCAUGGUGCCAUCCAGGUUGCAGAGCUUUUGCUCCAAGAAGGUGCACGAGCAAGUGCUGCUGAUAUAUAUGGGUAUCAGACAACACAUGUUGCAGCUCAAUUCGGUCAGACAGCUUUCCUCUACCACAUUGUUUCAAAAUGGAAUGCUGACCCUGAUGUUCCUGAUAAUAAUGGAAGAAGCCCCUUGCAUUGGGCUGCAUACAAAGGCUUUGCUGAUUGCAUCUGUCUUCUGAUAUUCCUAGAUGCAUAUAGGGGGCGUCAGGACAAGGAGGGUUGCACUCCUCUCCAUUGGGCUGCUAUCAGGGGUAAUUUGGAGGCAUGUACUGUGCUAAUACAGGCUUGCAAGAAAGAGGACCUGAUGGUUACUGAUUAUACUGGCCUUACACCUGCACAGCUUGCUUCUGAUAAGAAUCAUAGACAAGUUGCUUUUUUCCUUGGUAAUGCCAGAAGGUUGCUUGGUAGAGGCUGUGAUGGGAAUAGCCGCCUUGGAAAAGUCUCCAAAUUAGGACUUGCUCCUGUACUUUGGUGUAUGAUUUUUGUGCUCCUGGUCACCUAUAUUCACUCGGUCAUCUUGGCUACAAAUCUGCCUAAAUUAACAGCUGCCUCUGGUCUUCUAGCAUGGUUUGGAGUUUUCCUUGCAACUGCUGGAUUAUUUAUGUUUUACAGGUGUAGCAGCAAGGAUCCAGGUUUCAUCAGAAUGAACAUGCAUGAGUCUGAGAAUAGUAAAGAUGAUGAACCUCUCUUAAAGAUUGAGAUAAAUCAUCCUGCGUUGCUUGCUGGAAAUUGGUCCCUUCUUUGUGCAAUAUGCAAGAUUGUUAGGCCCCUUCGUGCAAAGCACUGUUCUACCUGUAAUCAUUGUGUGGAACAAUUUGAUCAUCACUGUCCUUGGGUAUCUAAUUGCAUCGGCAAGAGGAACAAAUGGGAAUUCUUUGUUUUUCUUGUUCUUGAAGUUUUAGCAAUGUUGAUGACUGGUGGAGUUACUCUUACAAGAAUAUUAACUGAUCCACUUGCUCCUCCAUCAUUUGGAUCACUGAUUCAAUAUGCAUUCACACAUCUUGCGGGGGCUACAUCAUUUUUAGCUGUUGAUUUUUUCCUCUUCUUUAAUGUGUUGUUUAUGACAGUUGUUCAAGCUUAUCAGAUAUCACGCAAUAUUACAACAAAUGAAAUGGCAAAUGCUGUGCGAUAUAGCUACCUUAGAGGUGCAGAUGGUAGAUUCAGAAAUCCCUAUGAUCAUGGGAUCAAGAAGAAUUGUACAGAUUUCUUGAUCAAUGGAUUCAAUGAAGAUGUGCAGUUAAUUGAAGAAUCAGAUAAAUCUGAGGGUAUAGGAAUGAUAAACAUUCCAAGGAACUCAAGCCUAGCCAACAGAGACUCACAUUCUCGCGUUGAAAAUGGCAACGGCCAUGUUGUCAUUAAUGUCGGUUCCAGCGGCACCAGCUCUAAUUCGCUCCAUGCUUGUGCUCUUCACAGUCAUGGCAAUGGUCAUGCUCAUUCCUCUCGUUGUUGCCACAAUAAUGCCCAUGGCAAAACAAAAAAUGAGAGUGUUCCUCUGGGUUUAGGACUUGGUCUUGGUCGGAACACCAGAUCUGGUGCAUCCUCGUCAUGAUAACUACUAGAAUGGCUGCUUUAAAGUGUAAUGUACCAUAGGCAUACAUCUGAGCUAGUUUUUGUCAAUUCAAUUUAUUGUGGUUCUAAUCCACUGCCCAGUGCGCAAUUUUGUGGCGUUAUAUUUUGCUCCUUUAUCAGGGUUUAUUUACAGUCUGAAGUCAAGCCAGCUAACAUGACGUCCUGAUGAAGUGCUGUUUGUCUAGCAUGUUGGGAGACAGGAUUGAGGAACGUCUGCGAGUCAUAGAGGGUUGUUCCUUAUGGAUUGUUAUGAACAAGGGGGGGAAAGGAGAAAUGAAAUAGAAAGUCAUGUAUCAUCUCACUGAUAGAGUACAACGAUGAAAGAAUACCUAUCGUUGUCUAGCUAGUUACAGUGAAUGUUGUACAUACAUUAAUCUGUAAAUGAGCCAUUUUUUUAUUCUUUACAGUUAUUAUCAA
Prosopis cineraria is the source of this 2763-nucleotide messenger RNA. Its product is annotated as protein S-acyltransferase 24-like. Gene Ontology annotation, cellular component: Golgi membrane. The record is from RefSeq and is a predicted model, not a curated record. Gene Ontology annotation, molecular function: palmitoyltransferase activity; protein binding. Bases 392 to 2326 code for a protein of 644 amino acids. Gene Ontology annotation, biological process: protein palmitoylation. Lineage: Eukaryota; Viridiplantae; Streptophyta; Magnoliopsida; Fabales; Fabaceae. The transcript is spliced from 13 exons.